Molecule: messenger RNA, 317 nt
Organism: Perkinsus marinus ATCC 50983
Lineage: Eukaryota; Perkinsozoa; Perkinsida; Perkinsidae
Exons: 3
Biological process (GO): carbohydrate metabolic process
Molecular function (GO): catalytic activity; carbohydrate binding
Source: RefSeq, a predicted model, not a curated record
GUUAUGAUGGGAAUUCGGUGGUUGAGUUUAAUGAGGGUAUUGUGGAUAGAGUGUAUAAGCAAGCAGCUGGCCCCGCUCAUAUACUUUGUGACGGUUUUGAGAUAUUGAUGGUUGAGAAGAGCCCGUCGUUCCCGGACACUGUUGUGUGGAAUAUUGGCAGCGACUCGUUAGGCGAUAUGCCGGCGGGGGACUUCAAGAGAUACAUUUGCGUCGAGUCUGCAGCCGCAGUAGAGCCGGUGAAGGUAGCCCCUGGUGAUUCAUGGGAAGCUGACCAGAAGCUUACCAGAUGCCUUCCUAAUAGUAACGGCAGCGCUUGA